CACUCGUGCAGGUCACUCCUCCUCCGCCAUCCUGCUCAAGUGUUUCCAAGUAGAUUAUCAUAAGUGUUUCAGAACUUAACACCGCGUCACCCUAACUUAACACCGUGUCACCUUAACUUAACACCGUGUCACCCUAACUUAACACCGUGUCACCUUAACUUAACACCGUGUCAUCUUAACUUAACACUGUGUCACCUUAACUUAACACCGUGUCACCCUAACUUAACACCGUGUCACCCUAACUUAACACCAUGUCACCCUAACUUAACACCGUGUCACCCUAACUUAACACCGUGUCACCCUAACUUAACACUUGUAUUCUAGAAGAUCUUGUACUCAGUGUUGGGGAUAGAAUCUUGCACUCAGGCCAUCACGACUGAGUCCAUCGUACUCUACCUACAGCCAGAGUGAAGAAUCAUGACCACUAUACCACCAUCCACUUCCUUCCUCGUCCUUACCAUCAUCGUCACCUCCUGCCCACACGUCGUCCAUCCCCAGUUCCCCGGUCAGUCGUCUCGUGGGAUCAACAACUUGGGGCUUCAGUCACCCGAGGACUUCAACAACCAAGGCUUCCAGGCUACAGGAAUCCAAGACCGUCGCUUCGAUUCGCAAAACCCCAACAGACAGAGUAAUGACUUUCAAGGUGCCGGGAGCCAAGGUCGUGAUUCUCUAGACCCUCGCAGGGGGAGCAGUGGUAUCCUGCCUCCUGGUUUCCAAGGCCCCAGGGUCGAUUCUCCGAAGGUGGGGUCACCAGGAGUGUGUCCAGACAGCUCCUUCAGGGUGGUGGAGGAGCUGGGUGGUCGUCCGGGCAACCUGACCUGUUUCUCGUGUAAACUAGACUUCAGGAAGUCACCGUAUGAGUGGAGUCAUCCCUGCCUGGGGCGACACAACGGCCUUAACGUCAGUAGGGACUACCUGGUCCGCUGUGGCCCCAACGAUCUAUACUGCAGGGCUGAGAGGACGGAGGUGAACGGUGUGCUCAUCUCUCUGACUCGGGAGUGUACUGACAUCUGUUACUUCGGCUGUAGACCAAAAGGCUUCGGGAUAAGCUCGGAGUCAUGUGCCAAGUGUUGCAGCUCGAACGCCUGUAAUGAUAUGUACCCGCCCAGCAGCGCCCCGACCAUCACCACAGCCACUACUCCAUCGGUUACUACAGCAAUAAUCCUGGAAUGCAAAAAAAUCCUCGGAUGAAAACAACUACAAUCUUACCCGGAAAUAUAAGUUUGCUACUUUGAAUGGGAAAUCUUUCAUCAGUGUUUGUGGCAAUGAACAGACAGCCAG
Molecule: messenger RNA, 1281 nt
Organism: Homarus americanus (American lobster)
Lineage: Eukaryota; Metazoa; Arthropoda; Malacostraca; Decapoda; Nephropidae
Exons: 4
Coding region: 418-1191 (257 amino acids)
Source: RefSeq, a predicted model, not a curated record